Molecule: messenger RNA, 2329 nt
Organism: Cuscuta europaea
Lineage: Eukaryota; Viridiplantae; Streptophyta; Magnoliopsida; Solanales; Convolvulaceae
Source: the annotation of a GenBank genome assembly
GCCAAAAUUUCCCAAUUCCAAAUACUUUCGCGCUCCAUCAGCUAGUACUCUCGUAUAAUGUACUUCAGUCGGUUAGGCUAAAGAGCCUUAAGAAUGACAUCGUUAUACUCCCUCCGUAUGCCCUAAUCUCCGUCGCCGCUGUGAUUUUCCCUAAUCUGAUCCGUCACCUCGCUGAUUUGCCCUAAUCUUCCUCGCUCAGAUACAAAAGUUGCUCAUCUCCACGCUUAUUAUUCCCAAGGAUCUGAAACUAAAGUCGCUGCUUAAAGGAUUCUUAGAGAAUCGCCUCACUCGAUCAUCCGCAUCGUUCGGUCAUUCACUUCGCUGUAGCGUUCAUCUGGUUCCAUUAGCUACAUAUUCGUUGCUGGAUUGGUUAAGGGUCCUCUUGCUUAACUUGAUCCAUCUAUGAGUAGAUUUGAGAUUGUCGUUUGAUUUCUCAACCUUCUUGCCCUAGAUGUUGGAUUUCUAUGCUAGUGAAGUUCGGCUGAGAGGUGGGUAGUUGCUGUGGAAGUUAUAUUCUUUCUGAUCUGAGAAUUCUCAAGGCUUGUGAUAAUGCCAGUACUUUCUGAAUGCUGGUAGUUAACAGCAACACUCCUUGCCUCUGGCUGCACAUGAGAAGUUGAUACCCAUUUGAUGGAUAUAGAUACUAACCAUCAGCAGCCAAAGCAAGAGCGUCUGAGAACAAGAUGGACACCAUCUGUUGACAAGAUCUUUGCAGAACUAGUUGGUGAGCAGAUUAGGCUAGGAACAGACCAAACAAUGUCUUUGAUAAGAAAACCUGGAACUGUAUCUGCAAUAAGUUUAACAGACAAAGAAACCUCAAUUUCAACAACAAUCAGUUGAGGAAACACCUUGAUGUACUCAUGACUCGUUACUACUCUUUCAAGUCAUCUACUUCUGGUCAACAUGAUUCAUUGGCAGAUUGUUUUGAUGGUUUUGAUCUUUGGGAAUACAUAGGGGGUCAACUGAAACAAGAAACGGUUAAGAUUAAGGAAUGUCCAAUAUAUGAGGAAUUGUGUUUGAUUUUCGAAGAGCCUGAUGCUGAGGGGAAGUUUGUGCAGUCGAGUCACUAUGGAGAAUUGAAAAAAUCAGCAGCAGCAAUAGGAUCAUUCGUCUGUAGCAGAAAACCAAAAUACAUCACCUAUGACCCCAUCCCCUUUGACAUACUUCCCUGGUUGAUCGCCAAAGUCCAUGACUAAGACUAGAACAAAAAAGAAGUGAAAGCACCCCCGUGAUGCAGUUCCAGAUUCAGGUGACACUGUGACAAUUAUCGGGACAGUGAGAUGAUUAACGUUAUCUUGCAAACCUUGCAAGUUAUGAUAGCUUCAUCAAAGGUGGGGUCAAUUGGUGCCCCUCCCUAAUCUGACAAAAGAUUCAGUAUGAGUGUGUUAAAGCAUUGGAUGAUAGGGAAGGCAUAAACGACGUACAUUAUUAUCCACCUCUUGAGUUGUUUGAGGAUCUAAGUCUUAGAGAGAUGUUUCUCUCUCUCAAUGGCAGCAUACGUCUGACUUGGUUGCAGGGGAAACUUAAUUGAUUUUGCCUUGGGUUGACUGUUGAGCUAUGAUUCUACCAGGCUGGAAAAAUUCAAAUUUGUGAGAUAAUGGAAAAAGACUCUUCACUUUGUAAUGUUGAGUAAAGGUAGCACAAAAAGUUUUAAAGUCGAAGUCCCAUGGUUGAGUUGUGGAGGAGGAAUGAAGUGUAAAGAUAUAAUUGGACCACAACCUAGUGAUAAAGCAACAUAAUGUUUCCAUCCCUCUUCUUAGAGUGUAAGAGUGGAUCACAAGGUGUUUAAAGAUGAGAAAUUAGAGCAGUGCCGUCAAAUUGUUACUUUGUGACCACUUCUCUAUAUAUUUCAUGAGACGUGUUUGACAACAAAGGUAGGGAUAAUCGUCCAGGUCUUAUUGUGAAAGAAAAAGCUGCCCCGCCACAGCAGACAUGUUGCUUCCUCUGUCGUUGUAGGGGAACUCUUGGCGAGGAGACCUUUGGAGAAGUUGCUAAGACAAACGGGAUGGGAGGAUCGACCUGUUCAGUAUAAUUCCGAAGAAAGACUGUUGGCAGCAGGUGGAGACAUUUUGUUCCCCUUCAAAAGGAAAUGCGGACAAGGUCGGCAGAGGGUUUGAGAAUAGGGUGGGGUCCUGUCCUUGAAUGAUUAUGAGGAUGAUUACUAUAUUGUAUCAACUUACUAUAUUGUUAUAUGUAAAUAGUAAAAGAUUAUUAAUUUGUUUAUUGUGGAAUUUAUUAGAAGAUUAGAAGUUUGUUGUUCAAUGUACAAGUAUUGAAUUUAUUUCAUGUAUUUAUAAUCAAUUACAAAAUAUUUUAUUAAUAUUAUAAA